Messenger RNA from [Torrubiella] hemipterigena, 3480 nucleotides. The record is from the annotation of a GenBank genome assembly. NCBI's taxonomy places the organism in Eukaryota, Fungi, Ascomycota, Sordariomycetes, Hypocreales, Clavicipitaceae.
CCCGUGCUAGGAAAAGAGCUUCUGCUCGCUCGUGUCCUGUUGCUUAGUUGGUUGCGACGCCAGGCCCUCGCCGAACGCCUUCGCUCUAGUCUGCUGCUCCUUUCUUCUGUCUUUUCCAUCUUCUUCUUCUUGAUUGUUUUGCUUCAUCGGUUUCUGCGUCCACUGCAGGAGGAGCUCAACAUACUUUACGGAUGCUGUAGAUAUUCUACCCAACAAGUCGGCUACAUACAAAACCUUGGUUUCAGAACACCUGCUAAGGUCUACCAGCUCUGACUUUUUGCUUUGCUUCUGUCAAUAUUGCAACGACUAGUAUAUAUACCAUGAAUCACGAUUAACAUACGCCUCUACGAAUCACUAUACUUUUGACGCCUACUUCUACUGAUAACCUCACCCCGCCGGAACACGGAUCAUCGGUAACAUCCGAUUCCAACACUUCUCGCCUAUUAUGACGGUUUCCGAGAAGCUCAGCGGCCGACUCUGGCCCACGAAAAAGACGAAAUCCAACGAUUUAAGCCUCAACGACGCAAAUGGCGACGAGUCUGUCGCUGCUGGCGAUGCGCCCAUUCAGUACCGCACAUACAAGCGCCGCUGGUUCGGCCUCUUCCAGUUGGUGUUGAUGAACAUUGUAGUCUCCUGGGAUUGGUUAACCUAUGCCCCGGUUCCAGAGCAGGCCGCCUCAUAUUACGGCGUCAGCACCUCCGCCAUCAAUUGGAUUUCGACAGCCUUCUUCCUCUCCUUUGUGGCAGUCUUCCCAUUAGCCAUUGCAGCGCUACACCGCGGUCCUAAGCUCUCCUUCAUGAUAUCCGCCGUUCUUCUCCUUAUUGGCAACUGGAUCCGAUAUGCAGGUUCAACUAGCAGCGAAGGCGGCCACUUUGCCUACGCCAUGGCUGGAGAAAUCCUCAUUGGUUUCGCUCAGCCAUUCAUCCUCGCAGCACCAACCCGAUACUCUGAUCUCUGGUUCACAACCCGCGGACGAGUAGCUGCCACUGCCCUUACAAGCUUGGCUAACCCGCUUGGAGCGGCGUUAGGCCAACUGAUUAACCCGCUCUGGUGCUCCCAUCCCAGCGACGUCUCCAACAUGGUGCUCUACGUCUCCAUUAUAUCUACUGUUGCUAGCGUCCCGGCAUUCCUUAUUCCCAGCAAACCUCCCACGCCUGCCGCUGCCGCUGCCGAGACGCCUAAGCUUCGCCUGCGCGAAUCUCUAUCCGCCCUCACUAGCUCUCCUGAACUCUGGAUGGUUCUCGUACCGUUCUUUAUUUACGUCGGCCUCUUCAACUGUAUCUCGUCUCUGCUCAACCAAAUGAUGGUCCCUUAUGGCUUCUCAGACGACCAGGCUGGAAUUGGCGGCGCUGUUCUCAUUGUCGUCGGCCUUGUUACGGCUGCCAUCACAUCACCCAUCCUUGAUCGAACCAAGAAAUUCGUUCUGGCGCUCAAGAUAUUUGUGCCUAUACUAGGAGUUGCUUUCUUGGUGUUUAUCUGGAUGCCCGAAACCCGAGACAUCGCCGGGCCUUAUGUGAUUCUUGCCAUCAUUGGUGCCUCUGCUUUUGCUCUAGUCCCAGUUGCCCUGGAGCUUCUUACAGAGCUUAGCCAUCCACUUAGCCCAGAAGUGACUGCAACAGUGGGCUGGGCCGGUGGUCAACUCUUUGGUGCCAUCUUCGUUAUUGUGUGUGACGCACUUCCAGCCGCAGCAGACGGACCAGAGAAGAACAUGAAGUGGGCUCUUGUCUUCCAAGCAGUCUUUGCCAUGCUAUGUACUCCAGUUCCUUUGUUCCUGGGCCUCUUUGGCCGACAGGACAAGAUUGUGCUGCGACGACUUCGAUCAGACCAGAGGGGAACUCACGGAACGACUGUCGUCAGCACAGUAUGAAUCAACUGUUGCUUUUUUGCCUUUUACAAAUCAUCUAGCGGGAUUCAGGAUACCAAUGGUUGUAAAUGCCUUAUCUUUAGUUAUUAGUAUAGUUAAGUAUAUAUAUAUUAUGAUCCACCUCUCUCGACGUCUUCGUUACGAGCUGUCCUCGGCAAGAAUAUCUUCCCAGCGCAGACGCAAGCUCUCCAUUUCACGCCAGCACUGCGCGCCUAGCGCCUCAAAUUCUACCAAUUCUUCGCUCGUGACGUCCUUUGCGGUAUAUCGACGUCCAACUGUCUGACACAUUGCUCCCUUUGACGGCUCAUUCUUGACUUUGGUCACUGUGCCGUCAAAGCCCCAGCCUUCGACUUCAGUUGGUUUUGCAAGUGACUCGUCCUUGGAGUUUACCGCACUGCCCCAUUUAAUAUCCUGUGCAUCGUCGUUAUCAAGAGCAUCUUGUUCCUGCAUAAUGAUCCACGCUGCAGACUUGCCACCCUUGUAGCCGUCAGUGACGUGCCAAGGCGAGCCCAUCCAUUUUCCAAUGAGAAGGGCUAGUUCGUAGGCCCAGAAAAUGAACCAUGGGAGCGGGAAUAACGUGCUAGCAACAAUACCAGGGUGUGUCAAAUACAUGUUCGGCGGUAUCGUGUCAGCGUCUGCCUUUUCAGAUUCUUCACCCAUAGUCAAAAAGGCGGACGAGUAAGGCGUCGAACCAGGCUUUCUGUAGGUAAGGAGGAGUAUAUCUGUCAGUCUUUUCGAUGAUUCAUAUGCAGUAGGGCUCGUAAAAGACUGUAAAUCGCCGAUGGAGAACGUUGGCGCGUGUGCCUCCACGCUGCUGGUCCAAAUCACUCUGCCUGGGGGAACUGUUUCUGUGCGGCUUCGAGAAAGGACAGGGAGAAGCUGGUGUGUCAGAACAUAGUGGCCGAAUACACAGGCGGUAAAGACCUCCGCAAGUAGGGGCUUGUCGGGCUAUAUGCUAAUUAGUGGAUGUAUUUCUCCCGUCGUCGCAUGUUAACUUACAUAGUUAUAGCGCGCGUCCUCAUUCAGAAUCCUUGUAGGCUCUGCCGUCUUGAAGGUAGGGUAUGUAAUCGUCUCCAUAAAUCCUUUGCUGAGUAUCGACCAGAUGGCUCCAAAGUAGCUGAGGCCGCUCCAACCGCCAUAGGCAGCGUUGAAGACCACACUGUCCAACCGGGGGAUUCGGACGUUGGUCAGGUACUCCCCUUCCAAGCCGGCAGGGUUGCUGACGGUGCCGUAGCAGAUCUUAUCAGCAAUGGCGUAUAUCUCUUGCAGGUCGCAGAGGUCGAGAGGAAGACUGAGGAUAUGGACACGGGCAACAGUGUCCUGCCAUUUGUAGCUGUCGCCGCCAGCUCGGGCACGGAGGGCCUGUGAGGUUUGCGCUGCAUUCACAACAUACUCACGCAGUGUACGGACGCACUCUAGGGAUUUCGUAGCGCUUCUUGUCGUAGGGAUGAUGCAGAUGUGAGCUGUAAGGGAUCGCGUCGCAAGAAAUUCGUCUACUAGGCGCUGGCAAACACCGAGACCAAUGCCACUGCAAAAACAGGCGGUUAGUAAAGAAACAAGAUGAUAGAGAGUACGCAUGCUCAAAGAACACAGAAGAGUUUUCUCUCGAGCAGCAC